This is a messenger RNA of Oryza brachyantha (malo sina), 1636 nucleotides long. RefSeq names its product pyruvate dehydrogenase E1 component subunit beta-2, mitochondrial. The coding region runs from base 185 to 1315 and encodes 376 amino acids. Gene Ontology annotation, molecular function: pyruvate dehydrogenase (acetyl-transferring) activity. The transcript has 14 exons. Gene Ontology annotation, biological process: pyruvate decarboxylation to acetyl-CoA. The record is from RefSeq and is a predicted model, not a curated record. NCBI's taxonomy places the organism in Eukaryota, Viridiplantae, Streptophyta, Magnoliopsida, Poales, Poaceae.
UCCCUUCUCCUCCUUCCCCACCUACUAACCGAUCUCUCUCUCCCAUUCGCGAGGCGGCGUCUCCUCCUCCCUCCCCGUCUCUCUCGCUGCCCCCGCAAAUCCGGCGGCGAAUCCACCACCGCCAAGCCCCCGCGCCGCGCCCGCCGAGUCUCCCCGUGCGCCGAUCGCGAGCAGGAAGAGGAGGAUGCUGGGCGCUGUGAGGAGGCAGCUCGGAUCCGGCCCGAUGCUGGGGCAGGUGCUGCGGAGGCUCCGCCCGGCGACGGCGGCGGCAGCGGAGGCGGCGAGGGGAUACUCCGCCUCGGCGAAGGAGAUGACUGUCCGGGAAGCGCUGAACUCUGCACUUGAUGAAGAAAUGUCUGCUGAUCCUUCUGUUUUUCUGAUGGGUGAAGAGGUGGGAGAGUAUCAAGGUGCAUACAAGAUUUCAAAGGGCUUGCUUGACAAGUAUGGUCCUGACAGGGUUCUUGAUACACCAAUCACAGAGGCUGGCUUUACUGGUAUUGCUGUUGGUGCGGCAUAUCAAGGUCUUCGACCCGUUGUUGAGUUCAUGACAUUCAAUUUCUCAAUGCAGGCAAUUGAUCAUAUCAUCAAUUCAGCUGCCAAGUCAAACUACAUGUCAGCCGGUCAGAUAUCUGUCCCUAUUGUUUUCAGAGGACCAAAUGGAGCUGCUGCUGGAGUUGGUGCUCAACACUCCCAGUGUUAUGCGGCUUGGUAUGCACAUGUUCCAGGUCUUAAGGUUCUGGCCCCAUAUUCUGCAGAAGAUGCUCGAGGCUUGCUGAAAGCUGCAAUUAGGGACCCUGACCCUGUUGUUUUCUUGGAAAAUGAACUGCUUUAUGGAGAAUCGUUCCCUAUUUCUGCUGAAGUGCUUGAUUCUAGUUUCUCACUGCCGAUUGGUAAAGCAAAGGUAGAGCGUGAGGGCAAAGAUGUUACAAUUACUGCAUACUCCAAGAUGGUUGGAUAUGCUCUUAAGGCUGCAGAAAUAUUGUCCAAAGAAGGAAUCAGUGCUGAGGUGAUCAACCUUCGUUCAAUUAGACCACUUGAUAGAGCUGCUAUCAAUGCAUCUGUUAGGAAAACAAAUAGAUUGGUGACCGUUGAGGAAAGCUUCCCACAGCAUGGGAUUGGUGCUGAGAUAUGCAUGUCUGUUGUGGAAGAGAGCUUUGAAUAUCUUGAUGCACCAGUUGAGAGGAUAGCUGGAGCUGAUGUACCCAUGCCCUAUGCUGCCAAUCUUGAGAGAAAGGCUGUUCCACAGAUCGAUGAUAUCGUCCGUGCAGCGAAGCGUGCGUGCUACAGAGCGGUACCCAUGGCAGCAACUGCCUGACCUAAUCGAGAGUCCUUUUCAUCGUCUUUUUCUUUUCCUGCUCGGCCAACAUGUGAUUCAUAAUGGUGUCCGCAAUUGCCCAAACUCAAAGCGAGCUGAUUUUUCAUAUGUUCCAUGAGAACUCAUACUCUCUUUUGUUUUCUCUCUCUCUCUCUCUCUUUUUCUUUUUUUUUUGGGUUUGCCUAAUUAUGCAGCUUAUGGUGAUUGGUUCACACUGGUGCUAGUUACAUAAAUGGAAAAACUGAGGCUCUUGAUGGACAAUUAUGUUGCAAAAGGACAACGAGAGGUCAAUGAAUUGUAACUAAUGACAACGAUUGUGCA